Molecule: messenger RNA, 5693 nt
Organism: Argiope bruennichi
Lineage: Eukaryota; Metazoa; Arthropoda; Arachnida; Araneae; Araneidae
Product: sodium/bile acid cotransporter 7-like
Exons: 11
Coding region: 80-1108 (342 amino acids)
Cellular component (GO): plasma membrane
Source: RefSeq, a predicted model, not a curated record
AGUUAUUAACCGCAGUUAACACUCUUCGUUGUUUAGAUUCGGCUUUAACGUCAAAAUUGUUGUUACAAUGUCAUGAAACAUGGGAAUGGAGAAAACUAUCAUCAAAUUUUUAAAUAAACCAUUUUUAAUAUCUGUCCUUGCUUCUAUAUUUUUGGCUUAUCUUUAUCCACAAGUUGGUGCUAGAGGAGGUAUAUUGAAACCAGAAAUCACAGUGAAAUAUGGUGCCAUUUUUAUGAUAUUUUUUAUUAGUGGUAUAUCUUUACAAAGAAAGGAGUUAGUUGCUGCAGCAUGUCAGUUCCGAGUCCAUCUAUUCAUCCAAGUUUUUUCUUUGAUCUUCAUACCACUCAUUGUUCAAAUUUUUGUGGAACUAUUUGGGCAAUUAUAUCCGAAUUCUGACCUCUUCAUAGGAUUUGUGGCUGUCAGUUGCAUGCCGCCGCCAGUUUCAUCUGCUGUGCUUUUAACGAAAAAAGUCGGUGGGAAUGAGGCAGCAGCCGUUUUUAAUUCUGCUUUGGGAAGUUUUUUGGGUAUUUUCAUCACCCCAGCUCUGCUCUAUUUAUUUUUUAGAGGAUCGGGAGAUGUUCCUAUAUGGAGUGUCAUAUUCCAGUUAAGUUUAACUGUUGUGUUUCCUGUUUUAUUAGGCCAGUUUAUAAGGAUAGCCGUUGGUUAUCAUCUAUUAAAGCACAAAAAAUUAUUAUCUGUGAUAGGAAGUUUUUUGCUACUGCUUAUCAUUUACACCACAUUUUGUGACACCUUUUCAAACCAUGAAGAUGCAUUUACUUUAUCAACUGUCAUAAUAACAACUGUUACAGUUGUUUUGCUGCAGCUCAUUUUCCUUGCCUUAGCCUUUUGUGCAUCGACGUCUUCCUUUUUACACUUUUCUGCAGAAGAUGUCAUAGCCAUUUUAUACUGUUCCACCCAUAAAUCCCUUACUUUAGGUUUUCCAAUUCUUAAAGUAUUAUAUGCCAAUGAAGCUAGAUUUAUUUUGAUAUCAUUCCCGCUGCUUGUCUAUCAUCCAAUGCAGAUUUUAAUUGGAAGUUUUCUUGUGCCUUUAUUACAGAAAUGGAUGCAGAUGAAAACUAAGUACUUCAGCAAGUUACAUUUCGUGUAGAGUGCAAAAGACACACUGGAGAGAAAUUUCAAAAUCUCUAUUAUUUUUUUAUAUAUAUAUUGUACAUUGUGAAAGGUUUGAUAAAUUUUAUUCAUGAAAUCUAAUGGAUAACAUAUUGCAUUUUUGAAAGUUUCCAAGAUUAUAUCACAAAAAAUAUGCCAUUUAGUAUAAUUUUGUAUGUUUUAUAAUUAUUCAUCAUAUUAUUUAUAAAUGAGAUCUGAUAGUAAAUUUACCUUUUUGGUGCUUGGAAAUUUUGUAUCUUCAUUUUAUUGAUAAGUUUAUCCUAUGAAUAGAUUUCUUUUUCUUUACUGCAAAUUAGGUUUGCAUUGUUUUAAAUAUAUUGAGUAUUGUUUAUAAUGACUGCCAAAUGUCGAAGAUUUUGAAGCAUCAGAUAUUUCAAAAUGAUUACUAGUCGAGAUAUGUGCACAUUACUCUAUAAAUUUAAAAUGCCAAAUUUUUAAUAUCAACAGCAAUGUUAUUUGUUUUUAUUUUUUAUUAACCUCUGAUGGCCACCGAAUACAGUUAUUUUUUUAUAUUACUUUCUUAUUUAGUUGUAGAUAAAAAGGAGAAAAGCUAAAAGUUUAUUGAUCUCAAAUAUUAAUGAAGUGUCCCGACUUAUUCUCUUUUAGUACAUGUAACCAUAUAAGCUCUUACUAUAUGCAUCUUAUAAAAAAGCAUCUUAUAUAAAAGUCUUAUAAAAAAUUAUAUUAUAAAAUAGCCUUAAGGAUUGAUAUAUACAGGUUAUCCCCAAAAAUCGGAGCAACUUUAUUUCCUUAACUAUUGCAACAAAACAUAUAUUUCCAUUUCCAGAGUUUCCUCAAACAAGGUACCCAAAUGUAUGAAAAUACUUUUGCUUCAAUAGAGGAUACUAAUAAAAACUUACAAAACAUUUUUAUGCUCUUCUCAUAGAAAAAAAAGUAUUGAUGAGUAAAAUGUUUUCUUAUAUUUAUCUAUAAUGACACAAAGCUUCAUACUUGUAUCUGUAAAAAAUUUUGAGAUAUUAAAUGGCAAAAUAUGGCCUUUUAUCCAUACCUCUAACCCGUAUAUGAACACGUUUUUCAUUGUAAUUUUCACAUAUAAUAUAUAAAUCACAAAAAAUUAUUAAAAGAUUAGGAUCAGAAAAUAACGCAUUCUUCUAAAUCUAUACAAAAUUUUAUUUUUUAGCAAUAUGUGUGAAUAUGCGAAUGAGUUCAUUAUUUACGAUUUAAAGACAAGCUUUUUGAAUGUUUCGGCAAAGAUCUACAGAGAGUGGGGCCAAAGGUUAACUCAGUGUGCGAAACAUUAAUUGAAGGUUAAUAUCUCUCUUAAUUCAGACAUAGUGCAAAUGGAAACUAAUUGAAUAAAUCGGUAACCACUCAGUAUACUGUUGUACAAAAUGGGACUAAUAACGACUUUCUAAAAAUACUUCGCACAUUUAUUUAAAAAAUGCCACCAUGAUAAACUUCUUGUACGAAAGCAGCUUUUUACUUUUCUAAUAGUGAUCUUUUUGCAGAUUGAUGCUUCUUCCUCAUUUAAAUUGAUAUUCUUCCACCCAAAUUACAUUUUGCUGGAAAGAAGGAUUGAUUUUAUCUAAUAUUAAAAUUUUGGGCAUCAAUUGUCCAUGUAACUGUUGUAGCAAUCCUUGAAUUCCAUGCUUGGAUGCCAAUUAUUAAAUUAAAAUAUUCUCCACACUGCCGUUUUUGGAAUUUUGAGUUCUGAAAUCACUGUUCGUAUCCUAGCACGAGGGGAGUUUGAAAAAUAAGCCAAACUGUCCAUUUCUGUACCAUUUGCUAAACGUUCAUCAUCUUGUUUCUCUUCUGGGAAGCAAGGAUCCUGUAAUUUGUUAUCAUUCUGCAAGCACACUUCUUUUGAUGAUGUUGGGGGUCCAGAAGACGACGUUUGUAUUCUUCUACAACUGGGACAGUGUUAUAAUUAAAUACCACAUAAUUCGUCAGCAUUUCUAAAUGUUCCUUGUUAUUGAAAUAUGUCCUUCUUUUAGAAAGAGCACAAACGCGAACAGAAAAGUUUUAUUUUCUUGUUCGGUAUUCCAUUACUUCUCUGGAACAUUUUAAAUGUUCGCUUUCUAAAGUUCCUCUUUUUCUUAUAAAGCCGAAUUUGCAACUAACAACCUCAAAAUGAACAACAUUAUGCAUUAUUAGCGAAUCUGUUUUAAGCCAUGAUGAUUCGAUGAUAUAUUUAUUUGACAAAUAUCUGCAUAUGACAGUUUUUGUGCAUCGAAUAAAUUUGCAUUUCUAAAAUAAAUGUAUCUGUCCUAAUUUCUGAUAAAUUCCUCAACAUUUUAAAAUGAGCAUAUCUCUGCAAAUUUGUAGAUGGAAAUGUUAAACUUUGUGUGUGCACAGAUAAGUAUAAUGAAAAGUGUUCCUUAUAAAAAUGUUAAUUAAUACUUGUACACUUGGAGGGACAUAAAAAAAAUUUAAUUUCUUCAACUUUUUACUAUCAACCCAAAAGAAGCCUGUUUUCGUGUAAUUUCUCACCUUAUUUAAUGAAACUUUGUAACUGAAAGUAUAUACUUUAGUUCAAUAUUUAUGGAAAUAAAAGCUUUUUUCACUUUUUAAGACACCCUUUACAGACACCCUGUAAAAAAUUAGAAAGAAUUUAUAUCCUCCAGAUAAUUCUGUUAAAAAAAUCAAUAUAGCUAGCGUUUUGUGUAGAAAUUUGCUGUCAGUGCUUUUUAGGAGCAUAAUUAAUCAAAAAUUAUUCUAAAUUUGAAGAUUACAUUUAGCAAAUUAAUGCGCUUAAUCUUAAAAGAACUAGCUUAUUCAUAUACUUUUAUUUAAAAUACACAAGAUUUUCUUUCAUUAUACAUGAUGCGUGUGUGCGCGUACACAUGUUAAAAUUUGCAACUUAUUCUGUUAGAGGAAAAACUAAUUUAUCUAGAUUCACAAAAUUUGGAACUGAAAUCCUACUGUGUCCAUCAGAUUGGGUUAUUUAUUCAAAAUUUGGAUUUAUCUCACGCACGCAGACAAACGCACAAUGAUUCUUUAAAAUAAUUUUUUUUCUCUUUCCUUUACUUUCACUAUUUUAAAUUCAGAUUGAGAAAAAUUGAAUUGUAAUUUCAAUGAAUUUAGCAUUCUCGAGAACAUGCAAAAGCAUCUAAGACAUACUGAGGACUCUUUUAAAUAAUAUAAACGAGAAGAAAGAAGGCAGAAACAUUUCUUACAGAUUAAUUUCGAUUAAUAAUGCCUGUUGGCAUUUUUUAUUUUAUUGCCAUCUCUUGAAAUGUGCAUUAGCGGAUAUAGCGAUAGAUGGUUAAUAAUUUCGUCAAUUUUAUUAUCUUUUAAAAGCAUCUUUCAAAAAAAGAACGAAGAGAAUUAAAUAGACAUUCACUGCUGCAGAAAUGGGAGCAAAAAAUUGAUAUUUUCAAAGCAUUCUUAAGUCACAGCAUUAAAAAAAAAUUCUCAGUUCUUUUUAAUGCCUUCAAAUAGUAUUGAAAAUGGGAAGAUCACAUUGACAAAGUAUGCUUUAAACAGACCCUGUGUGAAAAAGUUCCAUACAAUCCCAAAUAAAUGAAACAGAAAAUUCAUCCAUUAAAAAAGCAAUUUUAUUUCAACUUGAAACUUGAUCUUAACGUGAGCCAACUUGAUACUAUAUUAACCUCUUCGUCGUCCGUGACGCGUUCAAGUAAAAUUGGUUGCAGGAUGCCUUAGCAUUCAAACGUUAUUCUACAUUUUAAAAAUUGUAAACGUUUAAAACGCUUUGUAAAUGUUUACUUGUUUGAGUUUUUAUUUUUGUUUGUUCUAAUGCGACGGAAAACAGAGGAAAAUUAGAAAUUUUCGCGGACAGGAGAGGAUGGCGAAAGGGUUAAACUUAAGUUUGUCUAGAAUAAAUCAAAAGUUUCUGAUUUAGGUUUCUGCAUAGGCAGAAUUACUUUCAUCCAAACCUAUCUUGGAACAUCUGAAUAGGCUCACACGAUAUAAUUUACAAAAGAAACAAAGUAGAUGUGGGAUGAAUCGACUCCGACUCCACUUCUUGAAGACGCAGAAAAUACUAUCCAACCGACGCCAUUUUCCUUCGCUUCUCGGUCGGGCACUCUGAAAAGUAUUUAUAAUUUGUGGAUCCAGGAGACUCGCGCAUUUGGGAAAAUUUAUACCUAUUUUUCUAACUGGACUAAGAAGCGAGAAUUCCUUUUGCAUUGGGCUUUCCCCGAUUUCAUCUUGAAAGCGAUUUUUUGGUGGAGCGAUGUGAGGCGGAAAUAAUUCACAAAAAUUAUUGUUUUCAGUUUUUAUGGAAAAUCAACGGAAUGUUCUAUUUUUGAUGUUAGUAGUAUAAUUUAUAUGAUCCAGAAAGCUUUCCGUGUCAUAAUGGAAGAUUAAAUCUCACUUUUAAGCUGGGGUGGGAUGAAGUUUUGUUCCAUACAAAAUUUCAUCUACAUGAAAAUAAUCCAUUAAGACUAUUAUACAUUAGACUUGAUGGAUUCCUUUAUAUCGUACAGAACAUCUUAUGGAAUUACACAACCAUUCAUCAAAGGCUUUUAAAUUGUUGUUUAAUAAGCGCUGCGUAUAAUAUUGAUAUAUAAUUUAAUUCAUCGAAGUAAAUGUAUCAGAAUCUUAUUUCUUUUAAUAGUUCAACGAACCAUGUAUGCUUU